AUGUUUUCCGAGGACGAGCGGGGAAUAUUCGCGAGGCCGGCCAAAUGCGGCGAAGCAGCCUUUCCCGUGCUCACGCCAUCCUCCGGACGUUCUGCCAUUGAUGAGGAAGUGGGGCUGCUUGACAUCACUCCAGGCAUGGUCGACGAGACCUCGCCGUUGAAGUUCCUUCAGAUUGUUGCCGUCAAGCCCUCCGAGGUGGAGAAUUAUCGAAUGAGCUCUCCAUUCUUCGUUGUCAUGGAGUUGCCGACCGAGUGCACAGUGAAUCAUCCCUGCUACGGCAAACAACGGCCGGAGGACUUGGGCAUCGGCUGUGCGAGGCACUGGAUGGUCAGAUUGGCGGCUGCGCUGCGUAUGACCUACGCUUUCUUCCUGGACGAUACCGUGAGGUCUUGGCGUGGAGUGACUUUAGUCGAGGAUACCCAGAGCCUCUUCGGGGUACCAGCCGACAGCACCAGGGCGCGAUUCACCCCUGUUCCCCUUGCCAGGGUUAUGUCCUACCUCGCGGAGCCCAAGUUCCUCAAAGAGGACAUGCCAGCAUUCGCAUCCUUCGGCUUCGCUAGGAUGGCUCCUGAGUUCCUCACCGUGCGCAAGGCCUUUUGCCGCGCUCAUGUUUACUCCGGAUACCUCCUGAACAUUUCGAAAAUAGAAAGAGAGCGCCUGAACUUCAAGCAGGAGCAGUUCAUCUGGGAGGACUUGGUCUUCAAUUUAGACUGUCACGACGUGGUGAGGAGCAACCGCUUCGCCAUGGUGAAAGUUCCCUUCAGCAGCGGUGGCUGCUCGGCGCAACUUGCUCGCAGCGACAAGGCCACCUACGUCCGGGACUACGCCAACCUCAGCGGAUGCCGGUUCCAAGCUUACGCUUUCGAUGGCUCGAAUAUGGCUGGCAGAGUGGCCGACGCCAAGCUCCCGGAGUGGAAGGACGCGGUCCAGCAAGCAUCUUUGAAGGUCCGGGAGUUCACAAAGCGGCUACAAGCCCAAGAGGCGUCUUUGCUGGAGUGCAUCGACGUUGCCUACCGCUUGGUCCUGGCAGAGGGCGUCCGCUCCGGAAUCAUCGCAACUUGCCAGGAGCUGUCGCUGUGGCCUCCACCUCCGAAUCCACAAGUGGAAGCCGACGACUGCUGUUUCCAGGAUACGUCUGCCCCGCUGCCGGUUAUCGCGCAGAGGGCCUUCAACGACGAGAAGCGACGUGACAGCCACGAAAGUUUCCGAUUGCUGUACAAGAAGGCUACGACGGCCUCUUUUCUAGUGGACUUCGCCUCGGAGGCAGGGCAAGCGCUCCCAGACCUGAAGCAUUAUCGAACGAUGCUGGACGAGUUCAUGCAGCGUGUGGAGGAGUGGACAGCACAUAGCAGCCGCUUUCAUCUCUGCCCACUCUCAAGGGCUGGGAACGCUUUGGUCAUCGGGCUCAGCCAGGGUGGGAUGGCUGCCGAAACGGCGAAGGAGCUUGUGGCACGCCGUUGGUCCAAGAACUGGGAAACAAACGUCGGCACGGCUGUGAAUGUCGCUGCAGCUGCCCUCGCGGUUGGUGCAAGCGUGGCGGCCUUGCGCCGGGCGUCACGGCCGAGGUAG
This is a messenger RNA of Symbiodinium sp. CCMP2456, 1569 nucleotides long. NCBI's taxonomy places the organism in Eukaryota, Dinophyceae, Suessiales, Symbiodiniaceae. The record is from the annotation of a GenBank genome assembly.